This is a messenger RNA of Oncorhynchus mykiss (rainbow trout), 3419 nucleotides long. Lineage: Eukaryota; Metazoa; Chordata; Actinopteri; Salmoniformes; Salmonidae. The record is from RefSeq and is a predicted model, not a curated record.
AUUUUCAUUUUUUUUCCAUGUGGAAUGGUUUCAGUCCCAUAAUGUUGUUUAUUCCAGGUGGAAUGGUUUCAGUCCCAUAAUGUUGUUUAUUCCAGGUGGAAUGGUUUCAGUCCCAUAAUGUUGUUUAUUCCAGGUGGAGUGGUUUCAGUCCCAUAAUGUUGUUUAUUCCAGAUUGAGUGGUUUCAGUCCCAUAAUGUUAUUUAUUCCAGGUGGAGUGGUUUCAGUCCCAUAAUGUUGUUUAUUCCAGGUGGGAUAGUUUCAGUCUCAUAAUGUUGUUUAUUCCAGGUGGAGUGGUUUCAGUCCCAUAAUGUUGUUUAUUCCAGGUGGAGUGGUUUCAGUCCCAUACUGUUGUUUUUUCCAGGUGGAAUGGUUUCAGUCUCAUAAUGUUGUUUAUUCCAGGUGGAGUGGUUUCAGUCCCAUAAUGUUGUUUAUUCCAGGUGGAAUGGUUUCAGUCUCAUAAUGUUGUUUAUUCCAGGUGGAGUGGUUUCAGUCCCAUAAUGUUGUUUAUUCCAGGUGGAAUGGUUUCCGUCUCAUAAUGUUAUUUAUUCCAGGUGGAGUGGUUUCAGACCCAUACUGUUGUUUUUUCCAGGUGGAAUGGUUUCAGUCCCAUAAUGUUGUUUAUUCCAGAUGGGAUGGUUUCAGUCCCAUAAUGUUGUUUAUUCCAGGUGGAGUGGUUAGUCUCAUAAUGUUGUUUAUUCCAGGUGGAGUGGUUAGAGUCUCAUAAUGUUGUUUAUUCCAGGUGGGAUGGUUUCAGUCUCAUAAUGUUGUUUAUUCCAGGUGGAAUGGUUUCAGUCCCAUAAUGUUGUUUAUUCCAGGUGGAGUGGUUAGAGUCUCAUAAUGUUGUUUAUUCCAGACAGGAGUCUGUUAUCAGGACACCCAGCUGUCUUGACCAAUGACAGAAUACUUGAGAUAGACAAGAUGGUGGCGUAAAUUUUUUGGGGAUUACUUCAUGGAGCAAAAAUAACAGAGCAUUUUCUAAAUUCAAACUGACCCCCCUGCAACUGGACAAUUACAUUUUAUGAGACUCCUGUUUCCUCUAAUCGAGGAUGAAGACGGUAUCGGCAAGUAUUGGUCGAAAAUCUUCUGUGUUACACCAAACGGUACCUAACCGGUAACUCUCAGUAUAGUGGAUACCACCUUCUUUGGGUUAAAUCACAUUAUCUGGUGUUAUAAUCUAUAGCUAAGUCUGUGAGGGGGGUCUUGGGGAAAAAAAGGAACUAUGAUUAAGUGAAUGGAUCACACACUAAGUCAAUCAAAAGUGCCAGAUGGACAUUGUGACGUGUAGAAUAUCAUGUGUAAGGAAGAAUGUUGUAAAUGUUUAGUGAGUGGACCAUGAUCUUUUGAUCGUGUUUUUUGCAUUAUUAAUAUGCUGUUAAUCUGAUGAUGUAUUUCUCAUGUCUACAUCUGUUUAUGUAUGUGCUUGAAAAAUAAUUACCAUUUUAAAAUUCAUGUUUUGUAUAUUUAAACAUUUGUCUUUCUAAAACAUUACAAUUUACCCGAUUUCAUAACGUUGUGAUGUGGAACUACAAGUCCCAUCUGCCAUUAGUCUGGUUUAGUAAUUCUGCUGGUCGACCAAGCAUGUUCACACUGUUGGGACUACAAGUCCCAUCUGCGAUUAGUGUAGUUUAGUAAUGCUGCUGGUCGACCAAGCAUGUUCACUCUGUUGGGACUACAAGAUCCAUCUGCCUUUAGUCUAGUUUAGUAAUGCUGCUGGUCGACCAAGCAUGUUCACUCUGUUGGGACUACAAGUCCCAUCUGCCAUUAGUGUAGUUUAGUAAUGCUGCUGGUCGACCAAGCAUGUUCACUCUGUUGGUGUGUUGACGUGAAUUCCCCUCGCAGUUCCCGGGAGCAGCGCACAGAACCACACCACCACCAUGCCUGAGGGUCCAGAGUUACACUUGGCCAGUCUGUUUGUCAACAGGAUGUGUGGGGGAGUGGUCUUCACCGGCCCAGUACAAAAAUCAGAGGUCAGUAAGAACCCUGAGGUCUCCUUCUCCUGCCCGGCCUACACCAUCAUCGCCACCUCCAGAGGCAAGGAGGUCCGCCUCACUCUAACCCCCCAGAAGAGUGACUCUGCCCAGGGGAGAUGCAGGCGGGGGAAGACAGGUCAGGUCAACCAGGUCCAGACCAUGGACAUCGUCUUCCGUUUCGGAAUGUCUGGAUUCUUCCGUUUCACCACGGAGGCGGAGCUUCCUAAACAUUCCCACCUGCGGUUCUACACCAAUGAGAAGCCCUGUAGGGUUCUGAGCUUUGUGGACACACGCCGCUUUGGCAGCUGGCAACCCAACGGGACCUGGCAACUCAACCGAGGGCCCUGUAUCAUGUUUGAGUACCUGAGCUACAGGGAGAAUGUCCUUUCCCACCUGUCCGACAGAGCGUUCGACCGGCCCAUCUGUGAGGUUCUGUUGAACCAGAAGUACUUUAACGGCAUUGGCAACUACCUGAGAGCUGAGAUCCUCUUUAGAUUAAACAUCCCUCCCUUUGUGAAGGCUCGGACGGUUCUGGAAGGACUUCAAACACAUCUGUCCGACGAGGACCGGAAGUCAGUUGUUAAAGUGGAGGUCACAGACACAGAAGUCAAAGAGGAGGUCACCAACACCGAGGUCAAAGAGGAGAACACCGACAGAGAAAUCUCAGACAGAGCUGCUGUGAAGGAGGAUGAGAGUGAGACUCCAGACCUGCUCCGUCUCUGUCACACAGUACCUCUGGAGGUCAUCAAGUUAGGUGGUAAAGGUUACGACCCAGAGAAAAUGGACUACACUGACUUUAAAUCGUGGCUCCAGUGUUACUGUGUGAAGGGGAUGAAGUCUGUAAGAGAUCACAACGGCAGAACUAUGUGGUUCAAGGGAGAUCCAGGUCCCAUGGCUCCUAAAGAUGCCAAAACAAAGAUGAUAGUGAAGAAAGAGGAUGACCAUGAUUAUAAAGGGGGAAAAAAGGUAAAGAAGGCCCGCUCUGAGAGCACGGUGAAGCCAAAAUACAUAAAGGAAACGGUGCAGGAAAAGGAAGUCCCUCAGAGACGGGCAGGAAGGAGGAAGUAAACAUGACCUCAGCAGAAGAGCACCAGUACAGAGUCCAGUGAGAUGAGAAGCUUUUUGAUAAUUUGUCCUUCAACUUUGCCUGCGUCAUGUGAUUUGUCAUGAUUUAUGAAUCCUCCGUGUUCCAGCCCCACACGGUUUCUGGUGGGACCAGAAACCGUGCCAGACAGUAGAAGAAUAUUGUCCAUUUUCAUGCAGGAAACAAAAAGUGUAUAUUUUUUUGUUGCUUUCAAUCCAGACGCUGCUAGGUAGAACAAGCAAGUAGCUGUAGGAACAGAGCCAUUACUGAACGGGGCCAUUUUAAAAAUAAAACUGUCUAUGAUAUGUGUUCUAUGCAAGAGAAAUCCCCUUUUUGUACCAUGUAAUAAACCACGUUUGAUAUCA